GUGGGAAAUGUGCGGCGGCGCCUCCCCAUCCGCCGAGCCAGUGUUUGGUCGCGGCUGGAAGGGUGUCCGCCGCCGCUGCCCCUUUUCCUCGCUUCUGAGAGGCAUUGGUAAAAGGUAGAUCUCCUCUGCCAUGGUAAAGUUUGCUGAGGCUGAGAAACGAGGUCGAGGGGGGGAGGGAGGUGACCGACGGUACCCCCCAGUGGUGUUGCUUGAGAGACCAAAGAUGAGCCGUGCAAUGUGGGAGUCCCUGAAGGCUCACAUCAUUAGAGACCGCAAGAGGAAGAAAGAAGAACAAGAAGCAGAUGCAGAAGAAGAGAGACUCCGCAAAGAGCGUGAGAACAGAAAAAAGCAGCAUGCCAUGACGCUGGAAGAGACCAGAGACACAAUUGUGAAGAUGGAGCAAGGUCUUACUGACUUGAAGAACCAAAAGCACCAGCUGUUUCAGGAUCUGAAAGUCGUCUUGAAUGAGGAUGCAACCAGAAAGCGUGCUCAGCAACAACAGAAUUAUCUAAAAGAAAGCGAGAUGAUGGUACCCCCCUACCCCCAUGGAAUUCCGAUGACUGGCCAUCCUCAGAUGUUGUUCCAAUCCAACCUUGUGCCUGGCCGAAGCACAUUGCCGCUCCAUCCAUACAAAGUACCGCAGCCACAACCUCAACCGCUCAUUCCACCUGGUUCUAUGAAGAGAUCACGCACACCAUCUCCUCCUCCACAACCAGGCUACCAACAGAUCCCCUACAACUUCAAGAACCUUUCUGGACAUCCCCCACCAAGUGUACCUGUCUCUCUGCCCACAACCAAUAACCAGUUCUUCUAA
This is a messenger RNA of Penaeus indicus, 814 nucleotides long. RefSeq names its product G protein pathway suppressor 2-like. The transcript is spliced from 6 exons. Gene Ontology annotation, molecular function: transcription coregulator activity. Gene Ontology annotation, cellular component: transcription regulator complex. Bases 131 to 814 code for a protein of 227 amino acids. Gene Ontology annotation, biological process: regulation of transcription by RNA polymerase II. The record is from RefSeq and is a predicted model, not a curated record. NCBI's taxonomy places the organism in Eukaryota, Metazoa, Arthropoda, Malacostraca, Decapoda, Penaeidae.